CUGCGCACUAUUAACAACUAUACCAAUAAAUAAGAAUACUAUAAAUAAAAUAUUUAGAAUCCGACUUCUAAGCCGCUCUCGGGGCCACGACUCUUUUAAUACGUUAUACAACCUCGCAACACCACUCUUUCCUUCGUUGCCAGAAGAAACGGCCCUAUUCAAUUCCCGCCGACAGGAAGAAGGCGACCGCUUUGCCCGGGAGUUGUUCCUGGCCAUCCGCAACAACCACUUUAUACGGAACUGCCCCUGCCCAGUUCCAAGCAUCUACACUUCUCAAGAGGAGGCUCUCAUCGCCGGAACUAGUCACACUCGGUUCUACAUUACCGACGAGGACACGUCGAAGCUGUCUUCCUCCAAUUUAGCUAUCAUUUUCAUAUGUGGUCUCUCAUCCAAUUCACCGUGUGAAUCAUCAUCCCGAAGACCAUUUUAUUCGCAGCAGGACUACACACAGCAGCUUCCCAAGGGCUCACAAGAACCUCUUUCACCGUCUUUCACGGAACGAUCGACAUGGUCAACGUCGGUCUGUCCCAUGUGCCCACCUUCGUUGGAGGAUGGACAGGGCAGUCAGUAGUCAGUCCGCGCUGUCAACUCCAUACUAGGACCAUUAACUCUACUACACGAUUGUACUAUUGUCAUCCCCCGCCUCAAGUUCCCUUUGCCUUCUCUUCUCCUUCCACCAAACAAUAAAUCCAAUAAGCAAGAAUAUCGCAGCUCACCAACAAAAUGGUCAGAAUCCGAAUUCCGCGCGGCUCUCGCGGUCGCACUUCUUUUACCACAUCACAUAACCUCGACACUCCGGUUUCUCCGUCCAUCCCACAAGAGACACCUCGCUUCCGCGAUAGACGGAGGCAAGAAGGAGAUGGGAUCGCCCGCGAGCUUUAUAUAUCGUAUGUACAAUUCUGGAUGAUACUGGUUGGGUUGGUUGUUGGCUCAGUUUUUUGGUUGGAGUCUAUUAAAUGGAGGUAGUUGAAAAGGUUGCUUGGGAAUAUUGAAAGGUCUGAAUAUAGAUGCACCAUCUAAAUAGAAGGGUCGUAAACUUUCGUCAUAUCAAUAC
Molecule: messenger RNA, 1054 nt
Organism: Neurospora tetraspora
Lineage: Eukaryota; Fungi; Ascomycota; Sordariomycetes; Sordariales; Sordariaceae
Exons: 1
Coding region: 724-966 (80 amino acids)
Source: RefSeq, a predicted model, not a curated record